GUGUCAGCAGAAGACCCGGAACCGAGCCCUACUGCAGCUGCAGCAGCAAAGGAGACAGGCACGGCUCGUGAGGAGGAGCCAGCAGCAGCAGCAACAACAGCAGCAGCAGCGGAGGGUGAAAACAGCCCCAGCGUUGUUUCUGCUUCGCAGCCGCAAGAACAGCAGCAGGCUGCUGCUGCUGCUGAUGCUGCUGCUGCUGCAUCUGGUGAUUCCCAAGAGCAGGAGAGGGACACCAAACGCGAAGAAGAAGAAGCAGCAGCAGCAGCAGCAGCAGGACCAGCACCAUCAGCAGCAGCAGCAGCAGCAGGAGAGACGUUGAGUCUGCAGCAGCAAGUAGCAAGACAGCAUGAAGCAGGUACUUGUCUCCCUUGCACCGACCAUAUCAGCGGCUGCUGCAGCAAAGAGACAGACUGCGCCUUCUGUCACCACCCAACGCAUGCAGAGCAGACUUCUACUCAAAAACAAAAUCAAAACAAAAAAGAUAAGUGUCAUUUGCUGAUGGUGCUGCUGCGGUUGCUGCUGCUGAUGGUGCUUCCUUUUGCUGCUGUUGCUGCUCUUCUUGUUGCUGCUGCUGUUGCUGUGGGGCCCUCCGAAGCUCAGCCUCUACAGCAGCAGGAUUAG
Molecule: messenger RNA, 621 nt
Organism: Eimeria acervulina
Lineage: Eukaryota; Apicomplexa; Conoidasida; Eucoccidiorida; Eimeriidae
Exons: 2
Molecular function (GO): metal ion binding
Source: RefSeq, a predicted model, not a curated record